GACGAGGAACAAGGGCUUCUAGUAGCCGGAGACGCCCGUGUCCCUGCCUCAUUGCAAAUUUUGCUCGUCCGCUGUUGUCCGAGUCUCCGGUGUUGUAUCAUUUGGCAGCGGUUUAUCGAGGGCUGAUGAAGGCUGUGGCGGUCCUGGGAGCGCUGCUGGCCGUGGCGUGUCAGGUCAGCAGCGGUAGUCAGGUAACGCAGAGCGAUCUGAACCCAGCUGCGCUGUACCCAUGGAGACACAGGAGUGCAGGUCCACAGGUCAGGGUCAAGAGAGACUGGAUCAUUCCACCAAUCAGAGUCUCGGAAAACAGCAAGCAGGUCCCUGAAGAUCUGGUCCAGAUCAAAUCGGACAAGAUUUUCACCGGGGAGGUGAUAUACAUGCUGGAGGGACCCGGGGUUGACCAGGACCCCAAAGGCCUCUUUGAAAUUGAUGAAAAAACAGGAUGGAUCAAAAGCAAAAUGCCACUAGACAGGGAAAAACAUAAGAGUUUUAAGCUUAAAGCUUUUGCACUUUCCCCAAGUGGAGAGAGACUAGAAAGUCCCACCACCAUUGAAAUCUACGUUUUAGAUCAGAACGACCACAGGCCUGAAUUUACCCAGAAAGAGUUUGUUGGCACUAUCCCGGAAUUCUCUGUUCCAGGAACUUCAGUGAUGCAGGUUACAGCCAUAGAUUCUGAUGAUCCAAUGACAGAAAACGCGGCUCUGAGCUACUCCAUCACUGGACAAGAGAGUAUCCCUCCUCACGGCAUCAACAAGACCAUGUUUGGCAUUAACAACAAAACUGGAGUCAUCUACACUCGAGAUGUGGGACUAGACAGAGAUGUGGUGCAGUCCUUCAGGCUGACUCUGCAGGUGGCUGACAUGUCUGGAAUGGGCCUAACCUCCUCCGGCCGUGCCAUCAUUCACAUCUCUGACAUUAACAACCACGCUCCGAAAUUCCAUCCUACAGUGUACAAUAUGUAUGCAAUGGAGAACAAGUACAUUACGGAGUUGGGAAGGGUCAAUGCGACAGAUAAGGACCAGAAAGGUGGAGAUAACUGGAAGAUUAAGUAUACCAUUGUGAAUCCUUCAGGGCACUUUGCCAUCCGCACAGACCCAGUUUCAAACCAAGGCAUCCUUUCUGUGGUUAAGCCAUUAGACUAUGAAUCCCAGGCAGAGUAUCAGCUGUUUGUCAAAGCAGAGAAUGAAGUCAGGCUUAAAGCCCCAUACGAACAAAUACACAGUGCUACAGUCACCAUCAGAGUGAUGAAUGAGAACGAGGCCCCAAUCUUCUAUAAAAACCCCAUUAAAGUGACUGUUGCAGAGUCCGUUGUUCCUGGUACUGUCCUGGUCUCAGAUAUUGCUCAUGAUCCAGAUAAUGCAAAGCUAAGGUUUGAAAUCAUUCAUGACCCUGAGAGUUGGCUUGCCAUUAACCACGCAACAGGACAAAUCACAGCCAGGAGAUCCUUUAACAUCCGGUCUCCCCACGUCAGAAACAACAUUUACUCUGCUACUGUAAAAGUCAUAGAUCAGGAUGCUGAUGGCAUCUCUACGACAGCUACACUGGAGGUCAGUCUCUGGGAGACCAAUGAUUACCCACCAGUGCUCAUACCCUUGAGUGGGACGGUGUGCAGCGAUCGGGACAGAGAUAAAUUGGGCCUUCUGCUUAGUGCUGUGGAUGAAGAUAUGUCCCCUCAAGCUGACCCCUUCACUUUUUACAUUGCCGAUCAAAAUGUGGCUGCCAACUGGACAAUUAUAUCUCUUAACGAAACCCAUGCGGUUCUCCAACCACUGAUCGACAUCGAAAAAGGGGAAUUCUCUAUUCCUGUGAUCGUAUCAGAUUCUGGCUCCCCUUCCCUUUCCUCGAAUGCCGUGGUCAACGUGACUGUGUGUCCCUGUGACAGUUUCGGCGACUGCAGGAUCUACACCGCAGCCAUCUUUGGAACCAAAAUGGGAAUAAGCGUCAUCGCCCUCAUGAUUAUUAUGGGAUGCAUCACUCUUAUGUUAUUUCUGAUUGCUCUUGCUGUGGCGGUGAAGGGCUGCACAAGGCAGAACAGAAAAGGAGGAGGUCUGCUGGUCGGAGCGUCUGAUGAUGACAUCCGAGACAAUGUCUUUCACUAUGACGAGCAAGGAGGAGGAGAAGAGGACGAAGAUGCAUUUAAUAUUGACUUUCUGAGGAACCCAAGUGAUAUGGUCCCUGCCCCAGCCUCAUUUUUCCCACAAGACUGCAGCCUGCCCAGGGGAAAACAACCUUUAAGGAAAGAUGCACCCCAUAACCUACCUUCUCCUAGAUAUCCACGCAAACCCCCUGGUGACCCGACUGAUAUAGAAGACUUCAUCAAUGUUGGCCUGGACGCGGCUGACAAUGAUCCGAACGUCCCACCAUAUGAUACAGCUCUGAUCUAUGACUACGAGGGCGAUGGGUCGGUGGCAGGCAGCCUUAGCUCUAUCGCUUCUGUGGGCUCAGACGGUGACCAGGACUAUGACUACCUCAAUGACUGGGGACCACGGUUUAAAAAACUGGCUAACAUGUACGACCCACGUUAGGCCCCAGACCGAUGUUCGGAUACCCUCGUACACGCACAUUCUUCAAAACCCCAUGCAAAUCAAAUGUUCCAUUUUCAAUAUGAGAGAGUGCACAUGAUGUAUGAAUGGUUUGCAUUAUUGAUACCGUAGAUAACUGGAGGUCUCUACCUAUUCCCCGGUGAUCAGUGUAAAGGUCACGAGUGUCAAAAAAAGAGACUGCCCACCCUGUCUUUUUCCUUUCCUUCAUGGAUCAGUGAACUAUUUCAACAUGCUGAUGUGACAGGUGCUUACUGUGGGCCAGUGUGCCAAUGGCACCAAUUGGAGGGAGGAACCGUGUGUUAGUGCAUACCGAUUAGAUAUGGUGCAAAAAGAGAUGCCUUGUUCAUAAAUCACGCGUCAUGUUCUAGGGAGACUAUUUUAGCUGAUGACCAACACAGAGGUUUGCUGAGCACGUGGGGUACACGGGAAGAACAAUUUAAAAAGAAAGAAAUUGAUAUUCAUAAUUUGUCUAUUUACUUAUAACCAUCAUUCUAAACCCAUAUGGCUUUCUUUUAUUCUAUCGAAAAAGAAGGAUCAUUUAUAGGGAUGCACCGAAAUUUCGGCCGCUGAAAAUUAUCGGCUAAAAAUGGCAUUUCUGUUUUACGGCUGAAAUAUGUUAUAUAGCCUAAUAUUAUAUAUAGCCCGCCCGCCCUUGUUACUGCACGGUUUGACGCUGCGUUUAAUGAAGGUGCUUCUUCUCAUAUAGUAGCCCACCGUUCAUGUUCUCUCAAAUAACAAGGCUCAAAAAGCACUCAAAUAAUUUUUACGUAUACUUCCUGUUUGCAAUAGCGCUACUGUGCUGUAACACGCUAUCUUCUUGUGACACAGUGCUCUGCUCACGUCCUCUGAGAAUAAUAGCUUUGUACAUUAUACAUUAACAAUUAAAAGAAAAAAAAGUUAUAUUUGAUACUGUUGCAUGGAAAUAAAUAAAAAUGAUGUAUUGCUAUUUAAUAUUAGGGUAACACUUCACAAUAAGGUUCUGAAGUUUCAGUUAACAUUGAGCAAUAGUUUAUUCAUUCAUUUAUAAAUCAGUCUUAGUUCAUGUUAACUGGAGUAGCUGAUUCAUGUGAACUCAUGAACCCCAUUGUAAAGCGUAACCAUUAUUAAUAUAAAUCCUGCCCAGCUGUUUUUACUUUCAGCAAAAGUGUGGUCAUUUUAUAGUCUUGCGUUUCGUUUAUAUAAUUAAAAUUGUGUUUAAUUAAAAAAAGUAUUUUAUUUAAAAGCCUAAAUAUUCAUAAAAUAAUAAAUCAUCUCUACAAAACAUUUUUGGUUUCAGUUUUCGGCCAAUUACAUCAAGAAUUUUCCGCCAGAAUUAGCAUUUUGGUGCAUCCCUAAUAUUUUAUAUGUUGGUAACCUUCAGAGCUGCUCUUUUUUUCUAUUACAAUAAAUGAAAAGUUUAUAUAUAUAAUAGUACCACUAAAGUGAAAGCACCAAUGAGACAUUUUCAAUGUUAUGAUUUGAAUGCUGGUGUACGGUAGUCAGUGGAUAUAAAGAGAAAGUGGGGAAAAAAAACAACAACUUAUUUGUUACUAAAUGGUAUGUAAAUAUCCCUCAUGAAAAUAGCAGCUCCAAAAUGACAUAUUCUUGUUUAUUUCAAUGGAAGAAAGUUGUAUUUCUUUAAAAAAAUGCAUUAACUGUUCAAUAUCUAUUUUUAUUGAUCGAUAAAAUGAUUUUUUUUUUAACUUGAGGUUUUUGGAGCAGUUCUUCUUAUUCUUUUUAUACAUGAUUAGUAUCUUGCGUAAUAUUUGAGCUUGUAAUACUAGUUUUGCUUGCCUGCAGUUAAACAAACGCAUUUAAUAUUAAGGAAUAAUUCAAAUUUUCAUAUGCAGCAUAUUAAUAGUUUGCCAAAUAAAAGAUGCUUUAAAUGUAUAUAUUUUAGCUUUCCGCUCAAAAACAAGUUUUUCCUUAUCACAUAAAGCCUAUUGUAAUAAUUUUGGUAGUUUCGGUGUUUCUCGAUUUUGUU
This is a messenger RNA of Puntigrus tetrazona (Sumatra barb), 4506 nucleotides long. RefSeq names its product cadherin 15, type 1, M-cadherin (myotubule) (gene cdh15). The record is from RefSeq and is a predicted model, not a curated record. Gene Ontology annotation, cellular component: catenin complex; adherens junction; plasma membrane. Gene Ontology annotation, biological process: adherens junction organization; homophilic cell-cell adhesion; multicellular organism development. The coding region runs from base 126 to 2525 and encodes 799 amino acids. NCBI's taxonomy places the organism in Eukaryota, Metazoa, Chordata, Actinopteri, Cypriniformes, Cyprinidae. The transcript has 14 exons. Gene Ontology annotation, molecular function: calcium ion binding; cadherin binding.